Messenger RNA from Lates calcarifer (barramundi perch), 2520 nucleotides. RefSeq names its product caspase activity and apoptosis inhibitor 1. The transcript has 6 exons. NCBI's taxonomy places the organism in Eukaryota, Metazoa, Chordata, Actinopteri, Centropomidae. The record is from RefSeq and is a predicted model, not a curated record. The coding region runs from base 250 to 1251 and encodes 333 amino acids.
CAUGGCUGUGGAAUAUCUCUCUGAAUUUAGCCUUUGUCUUGAUAUGUUUAUCUCAGACAGACGAAUAACAACGCUCCAGCCCAGCAGGUGGCGGGAACCCCAAAAACAGUUAAGCCGGUUUGCCAUCGACACCACAAGAAGAAGUCGUCGCUCGCCAAUGACAUAUUAUUCCCGCGACAUUCAAUUUUUGGCAAGUGAGUAAACGAGAGAACAACUCUGAGGAGAACAAGUGCUUUGUUUAAUUUAAAGAUGCUCAAAAAGAAGUUAAGUAUCACUGAAAAGAAAAGAAAAUACUCACAGUCCGAAGAACGACACGACAGCAACAAACGCAGAAGUACGGAACAGAAUGCGGAGGACUCCAAGGAUGAACUUGCUGACCCAGAGCUGGACAGGAUUGGCAGUGACAUUGAGGAGGGAGGACUGGACCUCGGGCCUGCCAUUUCAACCAUCACUGCUUAUGUCAGUGACAAACGGGAGAUGCUAGAGCAGUGUUUCCAUGUGCUGGGGGAGAAGAAGCUACAUAAGAUGCUGCCUGAUGAACUUAAGGAUUGUAGUUUAGAGGAAAUCAAAACGCUGUGUUGGGAGCAACUGGAGCCAAUCUCAGAGAAAAAUCUUAUUCAGAUCUUGGCAGGGGAAGAGCUGACAUCUGGAGAUGGGGAUGAAAACACAGAGGAAACCUUGGAAAGCCAGCAAGACAAUAAUGUAGACUCUACAUCUUGCUUCAAAGAAACAGCAAAAACUGAGGACCCCAAGCAAGAGGGUGGUGGCUCUGGUGAGGAGAGUGACGUUUUAAGCAUAAACGCAGACACUUACGAUAGUGACAUAGAAGGACCUAAAGAGGAGCAGGCUGUUAAAGCUAUGGAGGGGGCAGUGAAACUAGAGGACAGCAGUGGGGAGGUCACUGACCCAGCUGUAAACCCCAAUCCAACAGAUCCAGAGCCUCCCAAGGGCUCUCAGCCAAUGGAAGCAAAGAAAGACAUUCAAAGUGACAUCGACAAAAGCGUCAGCGAGAUUUUAGCGUUUUCGUCCGUUUCGGGGGAAGAGGUAGCUAAAGAGCAGAAUGCACCGCCGCAGUCUGUAGAUGUAAGUUCACCCGUUCAAAGCGGACCCGUUUCAAGUCGCGCACCUGCAGCUUGUCAGCCGUCCAUUCAGCAACUGGAGCUUCUCGAGCUGGAAAUGAGGGCCAGAGCCAUUAAGGCUCUGAUGAAAGCAAGUGAUGGUAAAAAACCCUCUGUGGUGAAAAACAUCUAACGUGGUUUAUUUUGAUGUUUUAUAUGGUUUUAAUGGUUUUAUACACUUAUAAAACUGAGUCAAACUGAGUCAAAGAACUCAGUUAAUGGAUGUAGAAUUUAGUUUGUUUUGAGCAAUUUAAAACAUAGUUCAGAUUGUUUUGUUGUUUAAACCUGUCAUAUUGUUCUAAGUGUACCAUUCAAACCAUGUCACAUUAUUACUCCAUAUUGGAAUGAUGUUACAAACUGUUUAAUGCCAAUUUAAACACUUAAGACCUGUUUUACCCCACUCUACUCUGUGUGUUCUGGGAAUGUCUGAACAUUAACACAAUACCAAAUGUAGUUUUCCCCUUAGCCACUAGAUGGCAGUAUUACUCUGCUGCAAUAAAUCCAAGGGGAGAGCAAGACAUAAUUUAUUUGCCUACAUUACAGUAAAAAUAGUCAUGAGCAGCUUGAAAGUCAAGUUUUCAGAGUAAUGCUGUUAUUUAGUGAUUAAGUUAGGGCAAUAAUCGUUUUUUCAGGGACAGAGGUUCUCACUGAGCUGGCGUUAGAGGAUGUAAGCAUAUCAGAGCGAUGUGUUAUUUUGUAUGUAGGCCGAGCUCUGCAAGGCAAAGCAGGUGGCAGCAGUGUUGUACUGUCAUUUAGACGCUUUCAGCAUUUCUUUACUGAACACCUGUUAGACUUGUCAGGCUGUAGCAUGCAUAGUAACACCAUGCACUGCCAUCUCUUUCAUAUUUGCAUCUGCUAACGGCUUGGUCUGUUUUGUAUUGCUACUGUAAAAUGGAUGUCUGUUUGGUAAAGGAAACAAAAAGCCCUUCCUGUGGCAUAACAGACAGAAUACAGAGCAUUAGAUUACAGAGCAGAGAAUUAGAGCAGCUGCCCUCACUUAUACAUCUGUUUAAUUCACCAGAGUAACUUUUAAAUUAUUUUUUACUUCCUGUACCUCUAUGUUAUAGCUAGAACUAAUAGCAUCUUCUCACCUAAUAUUGUAAUUUAUUCUCAAGUUGAUUUCCAGUAUAAACUGUAAGAUUGCUGUGUGUGUCUGCGCAAUUACAUGCAGAUGCAGAGCAAAACCGAUCUCUACCCCAAAGGAGACAAUGAAAUGUACGAUAAGAAGCCAGUUGCCUCCUGGGUAUUUGCAUUUAAAGGGGAUAUUUCAUGGGAGGAGUGAGGGUGGGGAGGGUUAAAUGCAUUUUUCUUUAUGCAUUUAUGUGCAAGUAUCUUUGUGCUCAUUGAUGAUUUCAAGAGGGAAAACGUCCACUUUAGUAAAAAGAGAUACAACGAUUCUAAA